Messenger RNA from Paramuricea clavata, 195 nucleotides. NCBI's taxonomy places the organism in Eukaryota, Metazoa, Cnidaria, Anthozoa, Malacalcyonacea, Plexauridae. The record is from the annotation of a GenBank genome assembly.
AUGGAGGCUGUGUUUGAAAAAGUUUGCAAGGUUUUUGGUUUUCAAAGAUUGAAUAAAUUCCAAAUUGAGGCGAUUACACAUAUUUUAGAGAAAGGGAUUGAUAUUUUUGUCAAUCUUCCAACGGGAUAUGGCAAAUCUGUACUAAUCGAUCGUUCUUGUAGUCUCACUGUCUCACAAGAGGUCUCACUACUUUAA